Messenger RNA from Jaculus jaculus (lesser Egyptian jerboa), 4221 nucleotides. It is a transcript of the gene Axin2, whose product is annotated as axin 2. Gene Ontology annotation, biological process: negative regulation of canonical Wnt signaling pathway. NCBI's taxonomy places the organism in Eukaryota, Metazoa, Chordata, Mammalia, Rodentia, Dipodidae. The transcript has 11 exons. The record is from RefSeq and is a predicted model, not a curated record. Bases 356 to 2872 code for a protein of 838 amino acids.
GGGCCCUGGAUCCCGGGUCCCUGGCCUGGCAUGCCUCCUGAUCUCCAGGCCCGCCCCUAUCCUCUUCAUUUUGAUCCAUCCCGUGCUGGGGAAAGCGGCUUGUUUAUUGGUUAGAUAAGACUUUUUUUUUCUUUUGGAAAAAGAAUAGCUUAAGAUCAGUAGAGUUUGGGAUUCUUGGCACUGGCAGUGGCGUGAGACGCCUUCUCUGAUCCGGCUUUGUAGGGCUGGCGGCUCUGGGAGGAGAGAGGAGGCUCAGAUGAGCCCCUGCUGACUUGAGAGAGACCAAGCCGAUUGCUGAGAGGAACUGGAAGAAGAAGAAAAAAAACCCAAACGCAGUGAGAAGCGCUCCCUCACCAUGAGUAGCGCUGUGUUGGUGACUCGCCUGCCGGAUCCCAGCAGCAGCUUCCGCGAGGAUGCCCCGAGGCCUCCGGUUCCGGGAGAAGAGGGAGAGACUCCACCGUGCCAGUCAGGGGUGGGCAAGAGUCAGGUCACCAAACCCAUGCCUGUUUCCUCAAAUGCCAGGCGGAAUGAAGAUGGGCUGGGGGAGCCCGAGGGACGGGCCUCUCCUGAUUCCCCUUUGACCAGGUGGACCAAGUCCUUGCACUCCUUGUUGGGCGACCAAGACGGUGCAUACCUCUUCCGGACUUUCCUGGAGAGGGAGAAGUGUGUGGAUACCUUGGACUUUUGGUUCGCCUGUAAUGGAUUCAGGCAGAUGAACCUGAAGGAUACCAAAACUUUGCGAGUAGCCAAAGCGAUCUACAAGAGGUACAUUGAGAACAACAGCAUUGUGUCCAAGCAGCUGAAACCUGCCACUAAGACCUACAUACGAGAUGGCAUCAAGAAGCAACAGAUCGAUUCCGUCAUGUUUGACCAGGCACAGACCGAGAUCCAAGCGGUGAUGGAGGAAAAUGCCUACCAGAUGUUUUUGACUUCUGACAUAUACCUCGAAUAUGUGAGGACUGGGGGAGAAAACACAGCUUAUAUGAGUAACGGGGGGCUGGGGAGCCUAAAGGUGUUGUGCGGCUACCUCCCUACCUUGAAUGAAGAAGAGGAAUGGACUUGUGCUGACUUCAAGUGCAAACUUUCACCUACUGUGGUUGGCUUGUCUAGCAAAACUCUUCGGGCCACAGCAAGUGUGAGGUCCACGGAAACGGUUGAAAAUGGUUACAGGUCCUUCAAGAGGAACGAUCCCCUUAACCCCUAUCACGUAGGUUCCGGCUACGUCUUCGCACCAGCCACCAGUGCCAAUGACAGUGAGAUAUCCAGCGAUGCACUGACCGACGAUUCCAUGUCCAUGACGGACAGUAGCGUAGACGGAAUCCCUCCUUACCGCAUGGGGAGUAAGAAACAGCUCCAGAGAGAAAUGCAUCGCAGUGUGAAGGCCAAUGGCCAAGUGUCUCUACCUCAUUUCCCGAGAACCCAUCGUCUGCCCAAGGAGAUGACACCCGUGGAGCCCGCUGCCUUUGCAGCCGAGCUCAUCUCGAGGCUGGAGAAGCUGAAGCUGGAGCUGGAGAGCCGGCACAGCCUGGAGGAGCGGCUGCAGCAGAUCCGCGAGGAUGAAGAAAAGGAGGGCUCCGAGCAGGCACUGAGCUCACGGGACGGAGCGCCUGCCCAGCACCCGCUGUCCCUCCUGCCCUCUGGUAGUUACGAAGAGGACCCACAGACCAUUCUGGAUGACCACCUGUCCAGGGUCCUCAAGACCCCCGGCUGCCAGUCGCCCCCUAGCCUGGGCCGCUAUAGCCCUCGCUCCCGUUCCCCCGACCGCCACCACCAUCAUCAGCAGUACCACCCCCUCCUCCCAGCCGGGGGCAAACUGCCACCCGUGCCUGCCUGCCCGCUCCUCGGGGGUAAGGGCUUCGUUACCAAACAGACGACGAAGCACGUUCACCACCACUACAUCCACCACCACGCUGUCCCCAAGACCAAGGAGGAGAUAGAGGCGGAAGCCACACAGAGGGUGCGCUGCUUGUGCCCCGGGGGCACCGAGUAUCACUGUUACCUGAAGACCAAGAGCCACCCAAAGGCUCCUGAGCCCUCGCUGGGGGAGCAGUCCGGUGGAGGCAGGGGCAGCACCUUGCCCAGACGCAGUGCGAAAGGUACGGAGCUGGCCCUCACCCUGCCGGCCAGGGAAGGAGGGGCGUCCAGCGGAACAGGGGCCUUGCAGCUGCCUGGGGAGGAAGGAGACCGUUCACAGGAUGUCUGGCAGUGGAUGCUGGAGAGUGAGCGGCAGAGCAAGCCCAAGCCCCACAGUGCCCAAAACACAAGAAAGACCUACCCCUUGGAGCCUGCCCACUCAUCCUCCAGCGAGCGAGUCGGCCGGCAUCAUCUGUGGGGGGGUAGCGGACACCCCCGCUCGACCCCCAGGACCCACCCGUUUACCCCGGACCCUGCAGUGCCUCCCCUAACCCCACCCAACACCUUGGCACAGCUGGAGGAGGCUUGCCGCAGGCUGGCCGAGGUUUCCAAGCCCCCAAAGCAACGGUGCUGUGUGGCCAGUCAACAGAGGGACAAGAACCACUCAGCCGCUGGUCAGGCAGUAGCCACACCCUUCUCCAGCUCCAGCCUGGCUUCAGAAGAUCACAAAGAGCCAAAGAAACUGGCAGGGGUGUACGCGCUCCAGGCCAGCGAGUUGGUCGUCACCUACUUUUUCUGUGGAGAAGAGAUUCCGUACAGGAGGAUGCUGAAGGCUCAGAGCUUGACCCUGGGCCACUUUAAAGAGCAGCUCAGCAAAAAGGGAAAUUACAGGUAUUACUUCAAAAAAGCAAGUGACGAGUUUGCCUGUGGAGCAGUUUUCGAGGAGAUCUGGGAUGAUGAAACGGUGCUCCCUAUGUAUGAAGGCAGAAUACUGGGCAAAGUGGAGAGGAUCGACUGAGCCUUGGUGCACCGUGGAGCCAAAGCUCUGGGACAUGUCUUGGACCUACAAUGACAGCCACACAACAGUUUGAAGGAAAAUUAAAUCAAUGAAGAAAACAAAGUCUAGGGAGGCAUUGGCCCCUGGGCCUUGAGGAGGGUGGGGAAGGUUUUCAUUAUUCAUGAGCAGGGUACUGAGAUAAGAAAAGCCUGAACUAUUUAUUAAAAACAUGACCACUCUUGGCUAUCGAAGAUGCUGACUGUUUGAGAGACCGCCAUGCAUAAUCUAUGACUUCCUAGGGAUCUGAAAUCCAUAAACUUAAGAGAAACUGUGUAUAGCUUACCUGAACAGGAGUCCUUACUGAUAUUUAUUGAACAGUCGAUUCCCCCCCCCCAAUUUUAUGGAUAUGCUGCUCUAAACACGGAACGGGGAGAGAGGAAGUUGUAUUUGUUCUGUCUGCACUUAGGAGCCGAGCUGGGAGUGCGUUAAUUUCUUCGUUAAGAAAGGAAUACCCUUUGCACUGCGUCAAGUGAAGACAAGCUUCUUAAAAGAUGGUGCCCAACCGUUGAUACACGUAGAAAUUGGUGCAUUUCCUACCCCCAACCCCUACGCACACCCCUGAGCUGCUCUGUUUGUCGUCAGGCUCUCGUGGGUGGGCUGUGGUGGGCACCCGCCCCCUUUGGUAUCAUCAUGUUAGGUAGGGUGACCCAGCGUGGAGGAGGGAGCCUUCACCCUGUGGCCAAGGCCAUCCUUCUGAAGCCUUCACCCCUCAGUCCUGGGGCCCGGGGGUCGAGCCUGCUGAAGCCACCGCCUUGUGGUUCAAGCUUGUAUUGAAGUGACAAUUCCUUGAUUUUUUUUUUUUUUCUUUAUAAAAUUAUGCCUUUGGACCACAACCAGUCAGGAACGCCCCCUCCCCCCCCCCCCACGCCCACAGGGAUUCAGAGGACCUAGCAGCACCUCUCCUCCAGACGCUUUCCCUUUGACGUUCGGGUGUGUGUGAAGUUAAUCAGUACAUUGUUUGCCAUUGUUCCCUGUGCUACGCGUCUGUAUACAGUGUACGGCAAAGAGUGUUAACCCACUGGCUAGUGCUUGACUGGAAUCAGUACAGUAGCUGUACCAGCACGGGACUCGCCGUGCGUCGCCCUGUAUUGAGGGCUCAAGCUUUCCCUUGUUUUUUGAAAGGGGUUUAUGUACAAAUAUAUUUUAUGCCUUUUUAUUACGUCUUGUACUCAAUGACUUUUGUCAUGACAUCUUGUUCUACUUAUACUGUAAAUUAUGCAUUACAGAGUUCAUUUAAGGAAAAUUACUUGGUACAAUAAUUAUUGUAAUUAAGAGAUGUAGCCUUUAUUAAAAUUUUAUAUUUUUCACAA